Messenger RNA from Ceratotherium simum simum (southern white rhinoceros), 2689 nucleotides. It is a transcript of the gene DMP1, whose product is annotated as dentin matrix acidic phosphoprotein 1. Gene Ontology annotation, cellular component: extracellular matrix. Gene Ontology annotation, biological process: ossification; extracellular matrix organization; cell adhesion. Gene Ontology annotation, molecular function: extracellular matrix binding. The record is from RefSeq and is a predicted model, not a curated record. Lineage: Eukaryota; Metazoa; Chordata; Mammalia; Perissodactyla; Rhinocerotidae.
UGGAUUCAUUGAGCAUAGAUUUCCUCUGUGAGAACUUCAGCCUGAUUGUUGAGACUUUUUGGGAAAAGUCUUUGUGAACUGAAGAGGGUAGAGGUGUCACACCAGCUAUGAAGACCAGCAUCCUGCUUAUGUCCCUUUGGGGGUUGUCCUGUGCUCUCCCAGUAGCCAGGUAUCAAAAUACUGAAUCCAAGAGCUCUGAAGAAUGGAAGGGUCACUUGGCUCAGACACCAACACCACCUUUGGAGAGCAGUGAGUCAUCAGAAGAGAGUAAAGUUAACUCAGAGGAACAGGCAAAUGAAGUCCCCAGUGACAGUGCCGAAUCAGAGGAGGGCCUUGAUGACCAUCAAUAUGUGUAUAGACCAGCUAGUGGCCUUUCUAGGAGCGGAGGGAAAGAAGGAUAUGAUAAAGAUGAUGAUGAAGAUGACAGUGGAGAUGACACCUUUGGUGAUGAUGACAAUGGCCCAGGACCUGAAGAGAAUCACGGAGGAAACUCCAGAUUCAGAAGUGAUGAGGACUCGGCUGACAGCACACAAUCCAGGGAAGAUAGCAGCCCACAAGGGGAAGACAGUGCCCAAGAUACCACCAGUGAGAGCAGGGACUUUGACUAUAAGCACGAGGUAUACAGCAGGCCUGAGGGAGAUGGCUCAACUCAAGAGAGUGAGAGUGAGGAGCACUGGGGGGGAGGCGGCAGUGAGGGGGAUAGUAGCCAUGGGGAUGGCUCUGAGUUUGAUGAUGAAGGAAUGCAGAGUGAUGAUCCAGACAUCAGGAGUGAGAGAAGCAACUCCAGAAUGAACACUGCCAGCGUCAAAUCAAAAGAAUCAAAAGAGAACAAUGAUGAUCAAGCAAGCACUCAGGAUUCAGGUGAGAGCCUAUUAGUGGAGUAUCCCAGCAGGAAAUUUUUCAGAAAGUCCCGCGUUUCUGUGGAAGAUGACAGAGGUGAGCUUGAUGACAACAACACAGUGGAAGAAGUCAAGAGUGACUCCACAGAAAACACCAACUCCAAAGAAGCUGGCCUCAGCCAAUCCAGGGAAAACAGCAAGAGUGAAUCUCAAGAAGACAGCAAUGAGAAUCAGUCCCAGGAAGACAGUCAAAAUGUCCAAGACCCCAGCAAUGAGUCUAGUCAAGAGGUUGACUUGCCAUCUCAAGAAAACAGUAGUGAAUCUCAGGAAGAGGUAGUGAGUGAGCCCCGGGGUGACAACCCGGAUAACACCACCAGUCACUCAGAUGAAGAUCAGGAAGAUAGUGACUUCAAUGAAGAGGAUGGCUUGAAUAAAUCCUCCAAUUCAGAAAGCAAAUCCAGAGAGGAGCAAGCUGACAGUGAGUCCAAUGAGAGCCUCCAAUUCUCGGAGGAAAGCCCGGAAUCCACUGAGGAGGAGAACAGUUCUAGCCAGGAGGGCCUCCAGUCUCACAGUGCCUCCACAGAGAGCCAGAGCGAGGAAAGCCAGUCAGAGCAGGACAGCCAGUCUGAGGAAGAUGAUGACAGUGACUCUCAAGAUAGCAGUAAAUCAAAAGAAGACAGCAACUCUACUGAGAGCAAAUCAAGCAGCGAGGAAGAUGGCCAGGUGAAAAACACUGAGCUAGAAAGCAGAAAAUUGACAGUCGAUGCUUAUCACAACAAACCCAUUGGGGAUCAAGAUGAUAAUGACUGCCAAGAUGGCUAUUAGCAUCAGCUUUCCUAAGAAGUGGCUCUUAUGUAAAGGAGUCUUGGGGGUUGGAGAUCAGGGAAAUCAUUAUAACUAUAAUUUAUUGAUGUUUUUAUCAGAAGGAUAACCAGAGGCCAUUUCUUUCGGAAAGGAAAUGUUGGAUGUUAUAUUUGUGUCUAGGGUGUCACCAAACAUAGAGGUUUAAGUACUCAAUGAGAACACACUCAAUGAGACUGGAAGCAAGGAAAGAUGUGCAUUAUAGCUUUGCAGCUGAAAUAGUUCCUAACUCAUUAACCUAACAAACAGUUAUUGAGGUUCUAUUAUGUACCAGGCACUGUGCUAGGUGCUGGGGAUGUAAAGAAGCUUAAGACUUGUUUCUUGCUCCUGAGGAGCUUAUAGAGGGAUAAAUAAAGCUAAACAGCUAAAGAGGAAUACAUAUGAAGGAAAUAAGAAUUAUUACAAUCCAAUGUGGUGAGUGCUGUAAUUGAGCUAUGAAGAAAAUAUAUGGGAGCCCAGAAAGGGGUGACCAGCUUUGCCUUGGAGAAUCAGGGAGGGCUUCACAGCAGAAAAGACGCAGGAGUUGGAGCACUGCGUAGGAUUUCUCCAUCGAAGAUGAGAGAAUUCUAUUUAUUCUUGGGAUAAACAAUAGUAAAUCCUAUAUGAUUGAAUAUUUAGUCUGUGAAAGCACAUUCAGGUUAUGACAUGAAGAGGUGUUUUGGAUAAACAAAACUUUUUUUUCCAAGCAAUUAUCCUUUUGAUGUUUUUUGUGGAACUGCCAUGAGCAUUGCCUCACUGAUCACUAGUGAUGAUAUGGAAGACUGGGUGGGGGAGAGUGGAAGAAGACAAUUCCUCUUUAACUAGAUAACUUUUAGCUUUAUUUUUUUCUAAAAUAAGUCUAUGUGCAAUGCUAGAAAAACUCUUCUCUGUGUCCUUUACAUAUGUUGCACAUAGCAAAAUUGUGUAUACAGAAUUCAACUGAUUUUUGCGAAAUACCCUUUGAAAUGUUACCUCAACUUAAAGUAUGUGUUUUGUAAUAAAGAUAAUAA